UAUUUUUUCGUCUGAUGACAAGUUUUAGGGUUUUGUGAAUACUAACAAAUACUUUGAAAAUUGCAUGCUUGAAUUUUGUCAUCUAAAAUUAGCUUUGACAACUUUUUCAAGGUAUAUUUUAGAAAGUGCACGACGGACGCCGCCAUUUUAACUUUUCUACUAUCAAAAGCAUAGGUCAUUCGUUAUCUAACAUAUCCUGGUGAUAAAUUAUAUGCAGAGGACUACUUUAAAGAUAUAGAUAAUCCAGGUUCUAUACACUUUGACCCCAGAACAAAGUCUGUGAUGGCAGAAACCUCUCAUCUGCAAGAUAAUAUUAAAGAGAAGGUGAAUGCCGUCCGUGAAGUCGUACCUGGGAAAAGUAAUAACGAGAUAAUCCUAGUUUUACAGUUUUAUGAUUAUAACGUAGAGAAGGCUAUACAGGGAUAUGUUGAAGAUGGAGCCAAACAAGCAUUGCAAGAAUGGCAUUACCCAGGGAACAAGGCCCCGAAAAAGAAAAGAAAUAAAAAGAAAAAACCUGCAAAUGACAACUCGUCUCAUGUUAAUGGAGACGUGUCUUCAGCAGAAACCGUUCCAAACGGCAUUGUUGCAAAUGGUUCCAUUGAAUCUGACACAGAGCCAGUAAAGACAAACUCCAUCAGUGAUAUAUCCAGCUCAGUCAGCAGUUUGUCUCUCUCGCCAACUACUUGUACAGUCCCCAGUAUUACUGAAUGUGAUAAAGUCAAUCACGUAACGCCUACCGACACAUCACAGAAUUCUGUAUCGUCUCAGAAACAUGCAAAUGUCAACCAUGUAUGGCCUACUGACACAUCGCAGAAUUCAGUAUCGACUCAGAAACAUGCAAAAGUCAAUCAUGUAUCACCAGGGAAAACUCCACAGAAUUCAAUAACCACUUCACGUCAUGCAGAUAAUUCUGUAUCAUCCUCGAGGACAGCCGAUAAACCAGUAGCAGUAUCAAUUCGUUCUGAUCCGCAUCCGUCAUCGUCAGGACCCAAUCGCAAAAAAUCCCAGUCGCCCAUAGCAACAGGAUCAUCAACUCAACGAAAUAAAUCACAAUCACCUCAAACUGGUGGAAAACCAGGGCAACCAUCUAAUGCAAAAUUAACACAAUCAUCAACGACCAAGAGUCAGCCUCUUGUUAGCACACUGCCAGAAAACAUUUCAUCACAACCCCCAGCCCCUCAGCGACAAACACAUCCACAUUCUAGACCACAUCAUUCAGCAGCUUCUCAUUCUCAUAGGCAGAGAACAGCGAGUGAAAGAAUUUCAGAUGGUCACUCACUGCCCAAACAGAUUCACAAAACUUUAGAGAAAUCAGUUAAAGACUUACACAGACAAACAGUGUCGUUAGAAAGAUUACGUUUGAUACUGGAUGAAGAGAUGGAUAAAAACUACAAACGAAUAAAAUCUGUCUUUGAUGAAAUGAGGACCUGUUUAAAUGACCGAGAGGUUGAACUAAUCCAACAAAUGGACCAAGUCAAAGUUGUGGCAAGUGAUACCUUCCAUAUGAGACAGAAUAGUGCUGUUGACCUUAAAAAGAACAUAGAUAGGGCUGACAGAAUGGACGAUAAACAGAUAGCUCAACUUAGAGCUGAUGUUAAGCAUUUUGUCAGUGAAAGAAAAAUGGAUGAAGAUUUAAGUCGGACAACAAGAUUUUUGUAUGAUUCUGAUUAUCUUAAAAAAGAAAUAUCACAGUUUGGAGAAGUUGUUCCAGUAAAAUGUACAUAUUCUAUUCGCCGUCCAUCUGUCUCUUCUGUGGCCAGUACCGAGGAACCAGUAAAUAUGGAAACCAGUGAAACAACACCUGUCUCUCAUUCAGAAAGUGAGGACGCACAUCCACAUGGACUGGAUCGUAAGGCAACAGAAGAAGUAGCAGAACUACAACAACGACUUAAGAAUUCUCUUCAUGUUCAGGGCUAUGACAAGUCAUCACCAAGACCUAGUAGCAGCCAGGAUAGCAGAGAAAAUCCACAGAACCAACGAAGACAAGACCAGAGACAAUAUGGUGGACCAAGACCACAGUCAGGGCAGAGAGGUCGUGGCUAUGGUUACAGAGGUAGAGGUCGAGGAGAAGGCUACAGGGGCAGAGGUCGUCCUAGAAGUCCAAGGAAAGACUACCCACAAGAAGGAAGGGGAACUAACUCUAAUGUCAAUUCUAGUCUUUAAUUUUUUUUCAGCAACAGUAUUAAACUGCUGAUUACAGAAACAUGUUUAUUGAAAUGAAAAGUUUAUAGAUUCUUGUUAAAAUGUGAUAAAAAAAAAUUGUAAAAAAAUAUAUAUAUUGCACACCUUGUAGUCAAAAUACUGUAAUUUAUUCAUUCUAUUUUUAGAAAUUUAUUGUAGAAAGUUACAGGGUGAAAAUGUUUUUGUUAUAAUUAUUUUUCUGAGUAACAACGAAAUUCCUGACAUUAACAGGAUGAUGUUUAAUGUAUUAAACUGUGGGUUUUUGUUUAGUUGUAGAAUCUAUUAAGAGAUAAAAAUCACAGGAAAUAUUUUUUGUUGCUUAAAAUACUGUGAUCAUCCAUAUAUUUUUUUGUUAAAUUUUCAUUGUUGGUAACUCACAAGUGAUUUGGAUGUUAGGGCUAUUCCAUUUAAAUGUAUGUGGGAGGGUAGGAAGGGACUUUCAAAAUAUACCUGCAACCAAGAACCAUUUUUUAGAUAAUAUUGCAUAAUGGUAAUAGACGCAUACUGAAAAAAGACCCAUGACCCACAUUCAAUAAUUAAACUUCCCUUCCUACCCUCCCACAUACAUUUUAAUGGAAUAGCCCUUUCUCACUUUUAAAUACAAUGUUUUCUUUCUUCUGCUUAUCAUAGAUCCAUCCAUGAUCAAUUUAGAGGGCCAAUUAAAUAUCUUGAAAAUAAGAUUUAUGUCAGGCUUAACUUUCAUUUAAAGUUUGAUAUUUAGGGUAGGAGGAAAAAUUAAGAUGUGCUAGAGGUUAAAUAUGAACUAAUGCUAGGAGGUUAAAUCUGAACUAGUGCUAGGAGGUUAAAUUUAAACUUAUGCUAGAAGGUUAAAUUAAAACUUGUGCUAGGAGGUUAAAUUUGAACUAGUGCUAGGAGGGUAAAUUUAAACUAGUGCUAAGAGGUUAAAUUUGAACUAGUGCUAAGAAGUUAAAUUUGAACUAGUGCUAGGAGGUUAAAUGUAAACUAGUGCCUCUGCGAACUUCAAAAUAUUUACUGUCUCUUGAAGUCUUAAAUUUAAGUUAAAAAAAAAUGUCCUUUUGAAAUUUUAAAAGUUGAGUUACUACGGUUACUCACUACAGGAUUUUCAAGUUUAUUGAUAAAGUGAGACGUGCAUUAACUGAUUGUUACUGACAUCAUACAUUUACAUCUAUAUUUUAUAUUCACUUCUCAAUGUUGCCAUUAUCAUUAUUAUUUCAGUCCUGUAUAUUCUUCUGUCCUCAAUACUCUUCUGUCCUCGAGGAGUUAGAGGUAGAAUGUUUAAUAAUUUAAUAUGCAGGUUUCCUUCUCAUCUGUUUUUUUUGUUUGUUUUAGAAUCCACAAAUUGACUGUUAGAUGCACUUCACUCAUUUCCUGGAAAUAAGAGACAAUGAAGCUUAUGCAAAUUUUAUGUUAAUCAGAAUUGCAAACGAAAAAACUUCCAAACUGACAAAAUACCUGUUUAUGGCAUUUGAAUUUAGUGUGUCCGAAACACUUUCUGAAUUAAUUUUCAUCAAGAACUCUCAAUUCCAAAAAUUUGAAAGCUAAGUUUAUACAAAUACAUGAGAAGCCUAAAGGGAAUAGCUAAAUCCACCUAAGGUCAUCUUUGCCUGAGGGAGAUAAAAACCUUAGUUUCUGAAUAAUUUCGGAAUUUAUGAACAGAGAAACUAAGAAAAAUUUGAUCAUGUCAGUACAGAAGCACUUACUACUGAGUUGAAUAAGGCCAAACUCUUUUUUUUUUAAUUUGUAUUUAUAAAAUGGUUGUACAUCUAAACUGUUGUUUACUUUCCGAGUCUUGAUUUGCUCAAAAAAGGUUCAUAAUCUCAGUGCUGACUAUGGCAUAUUAUUGCAUCAUUUUAAUGUUUUAUUAGUGCUAUAAAUAAAUGAAAAGGGAAAAAGAAUCCCUAUAGAAAAUUAAGCAAAGCGCACAAGACAUAUCCUCAAGAUUUUCAAUGCUUCAAUUUUAAGAUCAUAUUUUCUUUAUUUAUUUUCUUUUUUUCCCCCUCUCAAAGUCAUAACUUUUAUUGUUUUUCAAGAAGCAUGUUAAAUAAAACCCAGGCAUAUUUAGAAUUUCAAACUGAUUGUCUCCCCUUUUAUUUUUCAUGACACCUUAUUUUUAGCAUGAUAUUGUAUUUAUUUAGAUGCUUGAAUAUAUGAAUGUUAAUCUUUUAAUCAGGUAUUACCUAUCUAGUCUAUAUGUUGAAGCAGUUUUCCUUGAUUAUUUCAUUUGGUACAAAAGGGUCUGGAUGGGGUUUACAGAAUUAAGAAUAAUGGGCUAAAAGUGCAGAAUAAAAGGGCGCAAAAUAUAAAGAAUAGAGAAAAAUAGGCCAAAAAAUUAUGAUAAGAGAAUAUCAAAUAGGAUGCUGAAAUAUAAAGAAUAGAGAAAUGAAGGACCCCCAUCAAGACCCUCGUACAGGCUUGCUUAAAUUAUACCUGUUGCUUUGUAUAAAAGUACUAAGAUUUUGUCUGUAUUUGAUUUGUUAUAUAGAUUUCUAUUGGUCCUUUUUAAAUGUCAACUGUAUUUUCAUUGGCUUGUUUAAAUUCUACUUGUCUCUUUGUGUAAACAAUAUUUUCCUA
Mytilus californianus (California mussel) is the source of this 4734-nucleotide messenger RNA. RefSeq names its product spermatogenesis-associated serine-rich protein 2-like. Gene Ontology annotation, molecular function: protein binding. The transcript is spliced from 15 exons. The record is from RefSeq and is a predicted model, not a curated record. The coding region runs from base 283 to 2163 and encodes 626 amino acids. Gene Ontology annotation, cellular component: cytoplasm. NCBI's taxonomy places the organism in Eukaryota, Metazoa, Mollusca, Bivalvia, Mytilida, Mytilidae.